GAAGGAGAGACUAGAAAGACAAUUAAUGGUUGAUAACUGUCAAAAUUAUGAAGAGACCGCGGAAUGCUGACUGCGGAAAAAUACGAAGACCGCUGAAAAGGAACAAGAUAACGGAUGGUAUCUAUGGGAGAGUUUUCAGGUUUUGUUCAGGGAGAAUCAGACAACUUUCCAGACUCCACAUUUUUAAAGGCCUCAAAAAUUUAGAAUCGAAGAGCACAUUCCUGUAUCUGCGUUUUUUGCUGGUUUGGGCGCUGGUGCUGAUGGCUGAUUUCAUCCUUGAGUUCCGUUUUGAGUACCUCUGGCCAUUCUGGCUCAUGCUACGAAGUGUUUGUGACUCCUUUAAGUAUCAGGGACUGGCUUUCUCUGUCUUCUUUGUCUGCAUCGCCAUCACAUCAGAUGUCAUCUGCUACCUGUUCAUACCUGUUCAGUGGCUCUUCUUUGCAGCUAGCACCUAUGUGUGGGUGCAGUAUGUUUGGCACACAGAACGAGGUAUAUGCCUUCCAACAGUAUCACUCUGGCUUCUCUUUGUCUACAUUGAAGCAUCUGUUAGACUGAAAGAGUUGAAGAGCUUGCCAUACUACUUAGACCUUUGUAGACCUUUUGCAGCACAUUGUAUUGGCUAUCCUGUCGUCACAUUAGGCUUUGGUUUCAAGAGCUACAUCUCAUACAGACUAAGACUGCGCCGGCAAAAAGUAGUGCAGAAAGAGAAUGAAUUCUACAUGCAGAUAUUACAGCAGGCCCUGCCUCCAGAAAUGCAGUAUACAGAUAAACCAAAAGCUUUACCAUCCAAAGCAGAAGAGGAAGUAAUCUCCAACGGCGUACCAGGGAAAAAGUUAUCCAAGGCGGAGGAGGAAAAGGAGGGCAAGAAAUCCUCCUCCGCACCCUCAUCACCCUCCUCCAAAAGCACAGAUGUCAACGAAGAUGAUGAGUUAGAAUACAUAGAAAAAAGUUUACCCAAAAAACAAGCCAAUGUCAAUCAGUUUGACGAAAUCUCAGACAGUUUUUCGGGGGGUGAGCCACCCACAAAAGCAUUUAAAACGACAAAUGGGGUGGCGACGGCCGUAGCAGGUGUUUCGUCGGCAGCAGCAAUGGCAGUGGCAGCAGCGGCAGCAGCAGGGACAAGUAAGACCGUCAGCAAGCAGCUCAACAGUAGUAAAGACAAUAGUGCCAAGAAAGGGAAAAACUAUUGGAAGGAACAGCUGCCUCCAGCUGCCACUUUCACAAACAACAAAGAUGAACAUAUUAGUAGAUUAGAGGCUGAUAUAAAAAAACUGAAGGCUGACUUACAGAGCAGUCGCAACACAGAGCAAGAGCUUCGGGUACAGAUCAACAGCUUAACAGCCGGAGAAAAGUCCACACGCUCUGAGCUGUAUCAGCUACAACAAGACAAUGAAAAUUUACAAAACAAGCUUCACAACCUGGUCACUGCACGACAGCAAGACCGUUCAGCUUUGGCAGCACUUGAGCGGCGACUGGCAGAUGAGAAGCGAACACGAGCAGCUGUGGAGCAGCAGUUACAGGCUGAACGCAAAACCAAGAAGGCAGAGGAAGCUGCUGCUGCUCGUGCAGUUGCAAUGGCAGCAGCUGCUCGGACUGGGGAAUGUACAGAUAGUUGCAAAGCUCGGCGUCGAGACUUAGAAAAUGACAUAAAACAGUUGCGGCGGGACCUCAAGAUUCGAGAAGACCAGUAUCGUCAGCUUGAACGAGAAGUCCAGGCUGGGUGUGGUGUGUGCACACAGUCAAUGCGACAGUUCAAAGAUGCUCAGAAGGAGGCUGAAGUUCUGCUAAAAGCACUAUCAGCCAUGCAAGAUAAGAACAUAGAACUGGAGAAUAGUCUUACAGCAGAGACACGGUUUAAACAAGACCUUUUCUCAGCCUUGGGUGAGGAGAGACGGGUCAUCAAGGUGCUGCAGAACUCAAUUCGGGAGAAGGACUGUGAGAUCACAGAACUCAAAUCCAAGAUAGCAGAAGUGAUGGCUCUUAUCCCUAGCACCAGCACCUACCAGUCUUUGGGUUCUGAACGCACUUCCUCCCCACUGUUCUCCUCCAGUUUUAGGCAGGAGGACAUUGCUGUUGCCUCCGACCUCAACCCAAACGCCUCAGAUUAUACUCCGAAGACUGCCAUCUAGAAGUCCGCCACCUAUUUGUCUUCUACCAGCAGCAGCAACAACUACAACAGCAGUGAUUACCACAGCUGCCAACAGCAGAUACAACUGACUGGCAUUCUCUGAAUCUAAGUUUAACAACUCCCUUCACUGCCAUGUUCUUGUAGCUCAUGUUCUACUUCUAAUUUAGCAUUGAAGACAACAUUGUUCCUUCUCCAACGCAACCUCCUAAUAAAAUAUUACUAAUUCAGUGAUGAUUUUUUUUUUUCACUCCUUUCAGAGAUUAUUACUAGGUUAAGAUUUGCUGAAGUCCAACUUCAUGGUAGUGAUAUUGAAAAGACAACAACUUAAAAGGACCCCACACCAAAAACUUAAACCUUCCGUGUGCUUGCAUGAACACAUAAUGUAUGCAUCCACACACACAUAAGCAUGCAUGCAAACCACCAUUCAUCUGUGCAUAAAGAAAUUCGUGUGGAUUAUUUUAGCUUCAUUAUUAAAACAGUAAUUUUUUUUUUUUUUUUUGAGGACAGUAGAAUUUUGAAACAACAGCUGAUCUCAACGUGUGAUACAUAUUCUAUUUCACAGAGUGGUUAUUAUUCACAGUGACAGUGAAUGACUAGUAACAGCAGUAACUGGACUAAAGUAGCGCAAUUUCUCACUUGCUGAUCUAGUCAUCUUGAAGAUGCACAGAUUUGCCUCUUCUUCAUCUUACUGAACUUUUGAAGAAAAAUACAGCUUAUCUCCCCUGCCUGAUUGCUUGCAUACAACACACUACACAGGGUAAUCUUGUUUGGCUCAAGCCUCGUGAAACAGCCCCUCUUUCACACAGGAAGUCAGCUGUUUUUCAUUCUUAUCGGUUUGGCCUAGACUCCAUCGAUCCAUUGGCAGCUGAUUAUUGAUGUUCACACUAAAUUUUACUUGAUGAGCAUCUGCCUGCCAUUUUUUUUUCCCCAUCUGUUUGAAGUCUUUGUUUCAAGCCUGCUGCCUGUGGCCACUGAGUUGGUGCUGCCAUUAUAUGUGUUCCAAGUUUAGUUUCUCCCCCCUUCCCCCAAUGCUGAAACACUGCUGGGGUUGUGUGUUUUGGCGUCAGUGGACUGCAUUAUGUCAAUGUGCUCAUCUUUGCAGUGACAUUGUUUUUUGACAGGCUGGGUUCAUGGCUGACUGUUUUUUAGUAAUUUCAGCAGAGACAAGAAACUGUUUGUAUGAUUUUGUUAGUUCUUUCCUGGUUGUUUUAAUUUCUGACUUAAAAUGCUUUAAAAUGGUAACAUAAUUGGUUGGUCAGUGUCGUAUGCUGCAAGGUAUUAAAAAUGUGAGGAGAAUGGUUCUAGAAGUUAAAUUUGAAACAAAAACAUACCUUAUUUCAGUUAGCUACAUAGCAUGAGAUUUGCAUUGGUAGUGUGGGUUGGACUGAAUUUCUCUUUGAGUUUACUUGUGAUGCUUGGUUUACCGUUUGUUAAACUGGAGAAGGGGAAAAAUGAGCUUUAUAGUUUUCUUCCUGAGUAUAUCACAUAUCAAAGGACGCUGGGAAUCUGGAAACAGAAUAGCCAUGGAGAUACUUAUCAGAUUCAAUUUUUACAAUAUCGAGAUGGAGAAUUAAUGUGACAUUAGGGGGAAAAAAAUCCAUGUGCUUUAAGGUACACAAAAGAGCUUUUGCCUUUGUUUAGUUCAGUGAUCUCAGUAGAGAAUUCAACACAGACACUACAGUGGUGCUUUGCCUUAUAAUGUGACAAUGCCUAGCUGAUGCCGCCUUUUUAUAAGCCAACAUUUAAAAACUCAGCAAUCUUGGUAAAUGUCCAGAAUAGCUGUUAAAAAAGUUAAUUUGCAUAUUAUUGGAAAAGUUGUGAAAGUUAUUUUGUCAGCAGUUGUAAUAUGCAUCUCCAGUUUUGACAAAAUGACAUUGCUCCUGUGCCUUGUUGUACUGUCUAGAAUCUUGAGUGUUGAUUUUUUUGUGCCAUAAAAAAAUGUUAUAAUUUAAGUCUCUGUCUAAAGUCAACCAUGUAGGUUUUUUCAAGAGCUUUUAACCACAGGCUGAAAACCACAAAAUCAUAUGUUGGUUGGUUGUUUUUUUAAGUUUGAUGCAAAGUUUCAUUAGUUAUAUAUCAUCUGACGCCAACAGUAUUUUAAGCUGAGACUUAUGGAAGAGCACAUGCUUCUCUUAUGUUUAUGGGAGUCAGUGGGGUCUAAAAUAAUUUAUAUCUGGAGUGUAGUGUCAUCUUCAGCUCUUGCUUUUAGUAAUUUUGUUUUAAAAUGAAAAAAGUCUCUCCAUUGUCUGGCACCAUCUUGAGAAAGUUCCAACACCACUGAUGUAUGGUGUGGAUGUACAUGAAUUGUAUGAAAUAUGGAUGUUGUAAUGUGUGACUAAGUGAUCCUCAUGUUGUGUCAAGAAUGGUUAAACUGUUGCAAAACUUUACAGUCCUUUUGUUAUUCAUUCAGUACUUUAUUUUUCUCCUUUUUAUCCCAAUAUUUCCAUUUUGGUUAAAAUUGAUUGCAGAUUAUUUCUCUCCUCUUAGGACAGGAAACAAUCUCCUGUAAAAAUAUGUGUUUAUUUAUAUCAUUAAAAUAUGUUUAUGUCCAUGGUCACACAUGACAAACAUUUGGCUUACUGUAAUCAUAAGGUGAAUUGUGUUUAAAGUAAAUUCUGUAGAGCAUCACAGAUUGAAUGGGAUACUUUUUUUUAAUUUUUUUAAUAUUUUAACUAGGUGAUCUUUUUAAAGCUCAGCAUGUGUUCCACAUUUGGAGUUUAAUUACAUUUUGAUAAUACUGGCACUUUAUCAUAAAAAUGCAUUGCUAGAUUUUCCUCUCUUUCUCCUGUCUAUCUUAACUGUGGAGG
Pomacea canaliculata is the source of this 4935-nucleotide messenger RNA. RefSeq names its product macoilin-2-like. NCBI's taxonomy places the organism in Eukaryota, Metazoa, Mollusca, Gastropoda, Architaenioglossa, Ampullariidae. The coding region runs from base 48 to 2129 and encodes 693 amino acids. Gene Ontology annotation, cellular component: rough endoplasmic reticulum membrane. The record is from RefSeq and is a predicted model, not a curated record. The transcript is spliced from 13 exons. Gene Ontology annotation, biological process: neuronal signal transduction.